Cyprinus carpio (common carp) is the source of this 4225-nucleotide messenger RNA. Its product is annotated as tumor necrosis factor alpha-induced protein 2-like. Gene Ontology annotation, cellular component: exocyst. Gene Ontology annotation, biological process: regulation of GTPase activity; exocytosis; exocyst localization. Lineage: Eukaryota; Metazoa; Chordata; Actinopteri; Cypriniformes; Cyprinidae. The record is from RefSeq and is a predicted model, not a curated record. Gene Ontology annotation, molecular function: SNARE binding.
UGUGAAUAAAAUAUAAGUUUAUGAGAUUUGUAAAUUAUUCCAUUCCUUUUUUACUCACAAUUUGUACAGUGUCCCAACAUUUUUGGAAUCGGGUUUGUACAAUAUGAUGAUAUUAGUUUGUAACACAGUACAGUGAAUAUUUGUAUGGCAUAACAAGAGGGCUAGGUUUCACUUUCAUUUCCACUUACAUGAUGUCACAGCUUUCAGACAGCCUUUCAGCUUCAAGACCAAGGAAUCAGUGAGGUAUGAGGAAAGUACAGUAUAGUAAAAUGUACUGUUCCUAAAAUAUUUGUAUGGCACACCCAAGGGCUAGGCUUGCCUUCAGUUUUCUCUUAAAUGCUGUCAUAGCCUUAACGCCUUAAACAGCCAGUUGGUAAGCUGCCAACCCAAUGGCUGGAAUGUUUAUUCAUUAUCUUCCAGUAAUAAACCUGCUUUUCCUGCAAGCUCGUUAUUUACUCAUAUAUAUUUUGUGUGACAGGGAAGCUUUUUAUUUGUGUCAGUCAAGGAUGGAGUUUAAGCACACGAAAAAGACAAGCUUUUCGGUCAGGAGGAAAACAAAAAAUGGGAAAGAAAAGAAACUUUCAAUGAAAAAAAUAGAGCAGACAGAUGUGAACCUUCCACCAGAGGAACAGGCAUCUGGAGUUCCUGAUCUCAUUGCUCUAGAUGCUGAAGCACUUAACAAGAGAGUGCUUCAUGCUCUCAAAACAAUUUUGAGUGAUGAAUCAACCUCUGAGGACUUUGAUGCUGCAGUUGAGGUGCUGAAAACAUUGAGCAAACUGAAUAACAACUAUUCUCAAGACGGGCUUUUUGAGUACCUUCAAGAAAUAAAUCAGUUUGUGGAGAACCACUUUCCCACGCUGCCAGCAGAGGGACCACGGGGAUCUCAGUUGGAGCCGAUACAGGACUUUCAGAGAACACAGAGCAUGAUAAAUGAUAAGGUGCUUCGAUUAACACCUGCACUGAAAGAUGCUGGGCUGCUAGAUCAUCUGAUGGACAGUUACAGCCGUCACCUCUUUACCAGCCUGGACCUGCUCCUAAACAGAGAUCUGUCUGUGAAAGAGAUCUUCUGCCUUCUGCUGUGGGGAAAAGAUGUUUUCUUCAGUUCAGACUCACAGCAUUUCUUCAGAGUGCACGACCCUCUGCUGUUGACAAAUUGGUUUGAGAGAGCAACGAAGAAACUGCUGCCAAAACUAAAGAAUGACAUCUCCACGACUCUACAGAACAUCCUGGACUAUGAUGCGCAAAAUAGACCAAAUGGAGACUCAAUGGAUGAAGAAACGUUCAUCAGAGUUCACUUAGAUGUCACUAAAUGUCUGAAUGCUGUUAUACAGAGUUCUAAGGAAUUUAGUCACACGCUGAUGUGUGCGGCACAAACACUCUGUCUUAAAGAGCUUCAUCAUUUUGUUCAGGAGUAUGUGCAUGCAGAGAAAAAAAGCCUGGAAAAACAACAACCCCUGAAGAAAAAUCCUGUGCAUCUGUUUCGGCUCAUCAGCACUUGUAGACAACUCAGAUUUUUUGCUCCUCAACUCAGCAAUCCAGAUAUAAAAAACAGUGACGACCUCUCAAAAAUGAUCUGCAUGUUAAAGAAGAUGGAGGAUCACGUUCUGUCUAUUGUACAGAAGAUGAUGAAAGACGUAGCACAGGCCUUUUUAAGACAUUAUUUCAAAGAAGAAGGUGAUCAAAUUCAAACACUGACAGAGGCAAUCCAAAAGCAAUGUGCAUCUCUGCCUCAGACUGAUGUGGCAAAAGAGAAAAUUCAGGAGAUCUUUGUGAAUGUAUCCUAUGACUGCGUUUCACGCGUGUAUCUGGAUUGCCUGAUGAAGAGCAAGUUCAAAAGGCUAGAGAGGAGAUGGGGAAAUGUUGAAGAAAGGAUAAGCGAGGACGUUCUCAAUUUUCACAACACAUUCGCUGAACUGAAUGGCAGUGAUGCCCAGAGGAACCAUCUCCUUCAGAGACUCAGUGAAGUUUUGCUUCACAGUGAUGUAGAAGCACUGAAGAUUACCUGUUUUGUUUUGUUCAGAGAUUUCCCUCAGGAGAGUAAGCAGUAUGUACCUGGUCUGCUGCGCUGGAAGGGGGUUUUAUCAGAGCGACAGGUGAGGGAAGUGCUGGAUGUGACCCAGGACCUCGGCCUCAAUCUACAGCCUAGACGCGUCACCUGUCAGCCUCUGAAGGGACUUUUUUGUUUUCUUUGAUGUGAAUAACAACAUCAGCCAGAACUGUAAAAUCUUUGUUUAAGUUUAAUUCGAUGACAUGACUGUUUUGUGUUAUUCAUUUAUGAUAUUUAUGUUAUACUGGUACAUAGAUAUUUUCAUCAGAUAUUGUAAUAUUUGCUUUUCCCUGAUGACUUUUUGAUGUUACUUGAAAAUAGGAAAUAAUUUUUAUAUCAGACCACUGGAGAAAAAUGAAUUACCCUUUACUCUUUACCCUUUUAAUCUUUUAUAUGAUAAUUUAAUUUUCACAGAGUUACUCAUUUUGACUUCUACCUUUUACAUUGUUACAAAAGAGGAUUGUAACAACAUGUCCAGCUACUGUAUGAACCUAAAUUAUUGUUAUAUUAUUUAAAUGUUCAGUCAGGACCACUCUGUUUGAUUAAGAUUACUGUAGAGGUCCUGAACAUUAUUUUUGGCGACAGGCUUUACGCUCAAGGGUUCAGAGUCUGAGCUGUCCACAAGCAAACCUCACUGAGGUGUAAACCCCGAAGCCUAAUGCAAUUACCAGAUAUAAAAUUCCAUCCAGAAGUGAUACAAGUCUGUAAAUGAGUCUGGACAAGAUUAAACAAUUAGCUGAUGGAUGAUCUCAUGCGCCUGCAGGGUGAGCGACAGACCAAGGCAAGUGUGACUUUGAAAGAACUUAUAUAGAAUAUAUAUCUUAUUUAAUUGUAGUGGGAGGAGUUGCUGAUGCUGGCUGUCACGCCAUGGUCUUCUUGAACUUAUGCUUGAGCUCCAUUCGUCACUCAGACUACAUUUAUAUUUACAUACAAUUAUAUUUUUUGUAAUUUCUUACAUUUUCAUUUGAAAAUAGGUACAGUAUCUUUUGUGUGAUGUGAUUUGUGUGAGCUCCAUUUUUGUGCACACAGAUCAUAAUCCCUUGGUGUUCUUGACCCACAUGUCUAACCCUAAUCAACGUUUAAUGUGUUGAAUAUUAUUUUGAUAUCCGGCACAAGAAAAUAAUUGACAAACAUCAUUGCCAAUGCCCUGUGCAGAUUUCAUUCCUUUGACAAUUAAAAAUGUGUUUUUUUUUUUUUUUUUUUUUGUGAUUCAUUAUAUUAUCUUAUAACCAGUGGGUGGCUUUGUGAAUCUUUUACCUCAUUUGUGUUGAACUUACUGAAGUAGUGUUUUUUUCCUUUGUUUAUCUGAUUGCACUCCAUGAUUGAGGGGAAUGGGAGAAGUGUUACCUUCUGAGUCUGUUUGAUUCAGCUGUUUUUGUUGUUGUUGUUGUUGUUGUUGUUGUUGUUUUGCUUCACAAGUUUAAUGAUUCAAUUGUUUUUGUGGGGUUUGUAGGGAAGUGGGUGCAAUUUGUUUUGAAGUAGACCUUCCCCCUGUUAAUGUUAGUUGGGGAGUUAACUUAUUUUGCUGGAUUUUUGUUUUCUGCCUUUUUAGUUUAGUUAUAGUUGGUUCAUAAGGAGUGAGUUAUUUUUGUUGUUUUAGCAAUAUCCCAAAAUCUUUUACGAAAUAUAAAAAUUGUGAUUUGCAGUUUUGUUUCAUAAAGAAUUUCAGUAUGUACAAAAUGAUUGCAAAAGCAAAAUUCAUGUGAUCCUCACUAUGGAAAAGAAGCUCCUGCUAAACUGGAGUGAGUCCUGCUUUUCACUAACUGAUUCUGGAUGCAAGUGAAACUCUUCAGGAUAUUUCUGUGGUCUGAUGGAAAAAGAUUUCCCUUGAGUCUCAGCCGAGCAGAAAUAUGAUGCUGACUGUAACAAGAAUACAGACAGGAGAAAAACACAGUGGUCUUAUUUUUCCCCUGAAUAAUCGCACAGCAGAAACCACCAAACUUAAGAUCAGGGUAAAGCAUCAUCAGACGUGCCAGCUCUAAUUUUGCACUCUUUAGAUCCUGUAGUUUCAGGAGACCUGCUAAUUUGAGAAUUUCUUUCAAACAGUCCAUAUUUGAUCCCUGUGAUAAUGAAAUUUCACUGUGUUUGAUUUAAACUUGUGUUAGUAUGGUAUACAAAAUUUUGGGAUUGGCUUGAAUCUGUGGAACUGUUGGACUAUUAAUGUCAAUGUCAAACUUU